AGAAGAGCAUUGUGUUCAUAAAAACAAAGGUGUUUUACAGCUCAGUUCUGACUCUGGGGACAGAAAGCAGACCCCUCCCAGAAGACCUGAGAGUUCUAAAUGAUGGUGCACAGAUUAAAAACAUAUGCUCAUGGAUAAAAGUUCAUCAUGAACUGUGGGAUCUUUCUCAGCCUGCUGGCAGCUCUCUUCUUGGUCACAGUCUCUAUCGAGGUUCCUGCUAUCAACACAAAUGCUUUGACCAUUGCGGAUACGACAACACCUAAAACAUCCACCUCUCAAACUCCACCCACUGCAUUUACUUCGACUGGAGUAACAUUAUCUAGCUCCAACAGCAGACAUGAAACCGUAGGAUCUUCAAUAAGGGCAACCGUAACUGGAGACAAAGCAGAAACAUCAGAUGUGAUGGAGGAAAUAGUUACAGCUCUACCAGCGGAAAUUCAGGGCUUAAUUAUAGGCCCUGUCAGUGAAAGCACCUCUGUUUCUCAGGUAACACCUGCAACAGUUUUCCGAGAACCUGUCCAAACCAGUCCAUCACCUGACACAACCAAAAGCCAUUCAGCUACAUUGCUGGUAAACACCCACACUUCAUCUGUUGGUUCAGGAACUUCCACAUUGGUGUUUAAUGUGUCAAAUGGGAUGAAUUCCCCAGCAGGAAGUGUGACUGCCUCACAGAUACACACCGACUCCACACAGACUCUUUCACCCACACCACUGACCACAGCUCAGUCCAGCAAAGACACCAGCUCACCUGUAACGACUUCAACUGGGGUGGAUCUAGUGGGAACCAGUGAGACCCCUUCAGCAUCCCUGCAUCAAACUCUCUCAUUUACAACCCUGGAAAAAACACACCUUGUUAACACACUCACAAAGCUAACUGUGAGUGCCAUUGCGGCCACACCUCAGACCACAAUAUCUAAAGCACUCACAACAAAACUCAUGCCAACCGAAAGCCAUACCAUGAUGCUAGCUGAGAUUGCAUUAUCAACAGCAACACCAUCACAAAUUGUACUGGCUGAAACGCAAAGCACAUCCAUAGCAACAAAAUCCGACACCACACCAGCAACCAAAGCUUCAACACUGUCAACAGUGUCAUCAGCAUUUGAGGAUUCAUCCACAACACAAACUGUAUCUACAACUACACCAACACAAUCUAUUCAACCCACAGCAAUAACAUCAUUCCAAAGAACAUCACCUGUAGCUUCAGAAACACAAAGACCAACACAAACUACAUCUAUCACCUCACAAUCAGCACAAGGUACAGCAUCUGAGGUUUUACCAACAGUGUCUACAAAACAACAAACUACACCAACCAUUGCAACAACAUUCACAACACAAAGUAAGAUCACAUCUACACCAACACCUUCUAUUGUACCCACAACAGAAUCAGCAAAAAUAUCAACCCAAAGUACAGCACCCAUGGAUUCACCGACAGUGAGUACAACACUAUCUACUUCAACAGCAUCCACAACACAAUCUGGGUCCACAACAACGGUAAAACAAUCUACUCUGCCAACAACAGAAUCAGCAACAACAUCACCACAAAGUACAGCAUCGGAGGAUUCAUCAACACAAAGACCAUCACAGACUACAUUGAUAACUUCAAAAUCCCCUCAUAGUACAGCAUCUGAGGAUUCACCAACUGUAACAUCAUUUACAACACAAAGUAUGGUCACAUCUACACCAACACAAUCCAUUCUAAUAACACCAGAAUCUGCAUCAACAUCAACCCAAAGUACAACAUCUGAGCAUUCAUCAACAGUGAAUACAAUACAACAAACUACACCAUCUGUUGCAACAGCAUCCACAACACAAUCUGUGUCCACAUCAGCAACGACCUUAACCCAAAGUACAACAUCUGAGCAUUCACCUACAGUGACUACAACACCAUCUAUUGCAAAAUCAUCGACAACACAAAGUGUGACCACAACUACACAAUCUACUCUGCCCAUAAUGGAAUCAGCAACAUCCACAACACAAACUGUGUCUACAAUUACACCAACACAAUCUACCCUGUCUGCAACAGAAUCAGGAACUAACUUAACACGAAGUACAGCAUCUGAGGAUUCGUCAACUGUAACUACAAUACAUCCACCCACAUCGUCUAUUGCUACAGCAUCCACAACACAAAGUAAGAUCACAUCUACACCAACACAUUCUAUUGUACCCACAACAGAAUCAGCAAAAACAUCAACCCAAAGUACAGCACCCAUGGAUUCACCGACAGUGAGUACAACACUAUCUACUGCAACAGCAUCCACAACACAAUCUGUGUCCACAUCAGCAACGACCUUAAACCAAAGUACAGCAUCGGAGGAUUCAUCAACACAAAGACCAUCACAGACUACAUUGAUAACUUCAAAAUCCCCUCAUAGUACAGCAUCUGAGGAUUCACCAACUGUAACAUCAUUUACAACACAAAGUAUGGUCACAUCUACACCAACACAAUCCAUUCUAAUAACAACAGAAUCUGCAUCAACAUCAACCCAAAGUACAACAUCUGAGCAUUCAUCAACAGUGAAUACAAUACAACAAACUACACCAUCUGUUGCAACAGCAUCCACAACACAAUCUGUGUCCACAUCAGCAACGACCUUAACCCAAAGUACAACAUCUGAGCAUUCACCUACAGUGACUACAACACCAUCUAUUGCAAAAUCAUCGACAACACAAAGUGUGACCACAACUACACAAUCUACUCUGCCCAUAAUGGAAUCAGCAACAUCCACAACACAAACUGUGUCUACAAUUACACCAACACAAUCUACCCUGUCUGCAACAGAAUCAGGAAAUAACUUAACACGAAGUACAGCAUCUGAGGAUUCGUCAACUGUAACUACAAUACAUCCACCCACAUCGUCUAUUGCUACAGCAUCCACAACACAAAGUAAGAUCACAUCUACACCAACACAUUCUAUUGUACCCACAACAGAAUCAGCAAAAACAUCAACCCAAAGUACAGCACCCAUGGAAUCACCGACAGUGAGUACAACACUAUCUACUGCAACAGCAUCCACAACACAAUCUGUGUCCACAUCAGCAACGACCUUAAACCAAAGUACAGCAUCGGAGGAUUCAUCAACACAAAGACCAUCACAGACUACAUUGAUAACUUCAAAAUCCCCUCAUAGUACAGCAUCUGAGGAUUCACCAACUGUAACAUCAUUUACAACACAAAGUAUGGUCACAUCUACACCAACACAAUCCAUUCUAAUAACAACAGAAUCUGCAUCAACAUCAACCCAAAGUACAACAUCUGAGCAUUCAUCAACAGUGAAUACAAUACAACAAACUACACCAUCUGUUGCAACAGCAUCCACAACACAAUCUGUGUCCACAUCAGCAACAACCUUAACCCAAAGUACAACAUCUGAGCAUUCACCUACAGUGACUACAACACCAUCUAUUGCAAAAUCAUCGACAACACAAAGUGUGACCACAACUACACAAUCUACUCUGCCCACAAUGGAAUCAGCAACAUCCACAACACAAACUGUGUCUACAAUUACACCAACACAAUCUACCCUGUCUGCAACAGAAUCAGGAACUAACUUAACACGAAGUACAGCAUCUGAGGAUUCGUCAACUGUAACUACAAUACAUCCACCCACAUCGUCUAUUGCUACAGCAUCCACAACACAAAGUAAGAUCACAUCUACACCAACACAUUCUAUUGUACCCACAACAGAAUCAGCAAAAACAUCAACCCAAAGUACAGCACCCAUGGAAUCACAGACAGUGAGUACAACACUAUCUACUGCAACAGCAUCCACAACACAAUCUGUGUCCACAUCAGCAACGACCUAAACCAAAGUACAGCAUCGGAGGAUUCAUCAACACAAAGACCAUCACAGACUACAUUGAUAACUUCA
Eleginops maclovinus (Patagonian blennie) is the source of this 3869-nucleotide messenger RNA. Its product is annotated as mucin-2-like. NCBI's taxonomy places the organism in Eukaryota, Metazoa, Chordata, Actinopteri, Perciformes, Eleginopidae. Bases 148 to 3804 code for a protein of 1218 amino acids. The record is from RefSeq and is a predicted model, not a curated record. The transcript has 4 exons.